AUGUUAAUACCCAUUAAACAUUUUAAGAUGAAUUUGUUCACAGUUCACGCCAAAAAUGGGCUUUACAUCUACAAAUGCCAACAAGUGAAAUCGGAGGAGGGACAGGAUCCGAACAAAAAUGAAAAUUUACAAGAAGAAGAAAAAAAGGAACCUGUAACAAGUUUGAGAGCAGAAUGUGUUUGGUACCAAGACCGCUUCGCAAGACAUUGCAUCUGUUCACAGAACAAUAACCUGUGCAUAGUUGAUGACCGAUCAGGGUUAUCAAUCGUGUAUACAAAAAAUAACCUUUACUCAGACUUUUCAAUGGAUACAUUGAGAGGAGUAGGAAAGUUUAAGAAUAUGUACACACCCCUGGGAUGUAAGAACAUAAAACACUUGCAAUGGUCAAAAAACGGGACAUAUCUGGUGGUUUACUUCAACCUGACAAAUUACUCAGAGUCAGGACUUUGUCUUGAAGACAACCUGCACAUCUGGGAUAUUUCCAAGAAAAACAUCAUUGGAACUUUUAACACAAAGAGACUCUCACCAGAACAAUGGCCGGUAACCAAAUGGAUUGGCUCAACGGACAAUUUUGCACUUUGCCACAACCAUCAAGUUGGAAUCUACUCAAUUGUCUCAGAAGGGUCAUCUCUCAAAUCUGUUAAACUACUUUUAACAGUUAGAAUACCAAUGGUAUUCAUUGUUGAUCUAUCAUAUAAACCGAUGGAAACUAGCGUAAACACUUUCUCAGAUGGAGAUAAUAUUUUUAUGGCCGCCUUUUCUCAGCCAGAUUCAAGUCAUUCACCGGGAAAUCUCAGGAUUUCAACCCUAAAACUAAGCGGAGAUUCGUUGUCAGAGUCGUCAUUUUCCCAACACGAGCUUAAAUUCACAGAUUCAGCGGAACUACUCUGGUCACCUUCAGGAAAUUAUUUGAUAAUCCUGGCCCAGUCAACAGUGGAUUUGGCAGGAGAAAAGUACGGCUCAACAACAAAUUGUAUUUUAUUCUCAAGUAAUGGCAAAUACAUCAGUAAAGUUAACAGUUAUACAACACAUGACGCCAGAUGGAACCCGAAAUCUGACAUUUUCAUCCUAAUGGAAGGGAAUAUGCCAUGUAGGAUAACGUUGUAUAAUGUUGAACUAGAGACACUUUUCGAGUUCCCGAACAUGUAUAGAAAUACGAUUAAGUGGAACCCUCUGGGAAAUAUGGUGGCUUUGGGAGGAUUUGGGAAUUUGGCAGGAGAGAUUUGUUUCUGGUACAAGAAGGAAGGAGCUAAUGAGAUGGAACAAAUCGUCCAGUUUAAAGAACCAUGCACUGUUAUAUCAGAGUGGUCACUUGACUCCAAGUACUUUAUCACAGCCUCAACCUUCCCCCGUAUGAAGGUGGAUAAUUUCUUCAAGAUUUUCAACUGCGAAGGAUAUUUAAUGGCAAGUGAAAUAUUAGACGAAUGUUACGACGUGUCAUGGUUUUGCGGAAACUCAGAGGAUACUGAAUUUAUUAGGCCUAAAGUUAGAAAGUCACUUGACCGAAAGCCUAUUUACAGGCCUAAAAUGUCACUAAAAUCCACAAAUCCUACAAGUGCCAAACCCUUUUCCAAAGCUCCUGGAUCACCCCUCUUCACCAUGUCCCACCAAGAUAACACCUUCAACAUGAGUAACACACGAUUGGUGAACACGUUUGAGAAGAACCAUUUUGAUAAUUUCAACCGCUCAUUCUUCUCAGGCCAGUUUGGAAAUAACUCAGACCCAUCAACUGAUCUCUUCCAGUCCUUCAAGCAUAUAUUUUCACUUUCAUUUAUCAAUAAAUUUGAUACAACAUACUUGGAACAAAGGAAUAAUCAGGAACAAUUUUUCAACAGAAAAGAACAACAAGUUGAUACUAGAGAUAAUUUCAAUACAUCAGAUUCACAAUUCCAAAACACUUUUGAUAAUCAACUUAUAAACAAUUUCCAAAAUCAAAUGAUUAAGCCAUUAGGAAACCAGUUCAUUAACAUGAGCGAUUCACAACCUAACAUGAGUGGACAAAUGUUAAACGUACAGGAAAAUCAAUAUAAUAAUAUGACGGAUGGAUUUUUUGAUAAUUUGCAACAAGUACAAUAUGAAGGACUUGUGGAUAAUCAACAAAUGUCAUAUGAAAAUGGCUUAAACUACACUGAAAACACGUCAAAUCAGUUGAGAGAUGAUUCUGAAAAUGUUUCAAUGUUCGUUAGACUAAAGAAUCAGCUACAGUCUGAAAAAAUGAAAACACGACAGAGAACAAUAAUGAACGAAGGACAAUUGCUGAGGCUGUUAUUUGAAGCAAAAAAUAAAAGGAAACCCGAUUCACUUCAAUCUUAA
Messenger RNA from Theileria annulata, 2313 nucleotides. RefSeq lists its product as uncharacterized. Gene Ontology annotation, biological process: translational initiation. NCBI's taxonomy places the organism in Eukaryota, Apicomplexa, Aconoidasida, Piroplasmida, Theileriidae. The record is from RefSeq and is a predicted model, not a curated record. Gene Ontology annotation, cellular component: cytosolic small ribosomal subunit. The transcript has a single exon. Gene Ontology annotation, molecular function: translation initiation factor activity; ribosome binding; mRNA binding. The coding region runs from base 1 to 2313 and encodes 770 amino acids.